UUUCUCUCCAAACUCCAGGUGGCUGAACGAGCAGAAGCUCUGGGCUCAGGGCUGCUGCAGCAGGGCUGCAAGCCAUGCACGAAGCAGUUCAUUGGGGUCUUUGCUCAAAACCGUCCAGAGUGGAUCAUUUCUGAGCUGGCGUGCUACACCUACUCCAUGGUGGUGGUUCCCCUCUAUGACACCUUGGGUCCUGGAGCCAUUCGUUACAUCAUCAACACAGCUGACAUUUCCACGGUCAUCUGUGACAAACCCGAAAAAGCCAGAGUACUCCUGGACCACGUGGAGAGGAGGGAAACGCCAGGUCUGAGCUCCAUCAUCCUGAUGGACCCGUUCGAGAAGGAGCUGACGGAGAGAGGGCGGUGCUGCGGGGUUCGCAUCCAGACCAUGCAGGAGGUGGAGGACUGCGGCCAUGAGAAUCGCCACGUGCCUGUGCCUCCUCGGCCAGAAGAUCUGUCCAUUGUCUGUUUUACUAGUGGCACUACAGGAAACCCCAAAGGCGCGAUGCUGACCCAUGGGAAUGUGGUUGCUGACUUUUCAGGCUUUUUGAAAGUGACGGAGAAAGUGAUCUUUCCGAGACAGGACGAUGUGCUCAUCUCCUUCCUGCCUCUGGCUCACAUGUUUGAAAGAGUUAUACAGUCUGUAGUGUACUGCCACGGGGGGCGGAUCGGGUUCUUUCAAGGAGACAUCCGUCUCUUAUCGGACGAUAUGAAAGCGUUGCGCCCAACCAUCUUCCCCGUCGUGCCGCGGCUGUUAAACAGGAUGUACGAUAAGAUCUUCAGCCAGGCGGACACAUCCCUCAAGCGCUGGUUGCUGGAAUUCGCCGCCAAACGGAAAAAAGCAGAAGUUCGGAAUGGGAUCAUUAGGAACGACAGCUUGUGGGAUAAACUCUUCUUUAAUAAAAUACAGGCCAGCCUGGGUGGGUGCGUUCGCAUGAUAGUCACCGGCGCUGCCCCCGCGUCUCCGACCGUCCUGGGCUUCCUCCGCGCGGCUCUCGGAUGCCAGGUUUACGAAGGGUAUGGCCAAACAGAAUGCACAGCUGGAUGCACCUUUACCACCCCCGGUGACUGGACAUCAGGUCACGUAGGAGCUCCUUUGCCUUGUAACUUAAUCAGAUUGAAGGAUGUGGAAGAGUUGAAUUAUUUUGCUUCCAAAGGAGAAGGAGAGAUUUGUGUGAAAGGACCAAAUGUUUUCAAAGGUUAUCUGAAAGAUGAAGAGAAGACCACGGAAGCGCUGGACCCAGAGGGCUGGCUGCACACUGGAGACAUUGGGAAAUGGUUACCUAAUGGGACUCUUAAAAUUAUUGAUCGGAAAAAGCACAUAUUUAAACUUGCUCAGGGAGAAUAUAUUGCACCGGAGAAGAUAGAGAAUAUCUAUAUCCGCAGUGACCCCGUCGCCCAGACCUAUGUCCAUGGAGACAGCCUGCAGGCCUUCCUGGUGGGAAUUGUGGUGCCCGACUCCGAAGUUAUGCCAGGCUGGGCGAAGAAAAGAGGCUUUGAAGGAACAUAUGCAGAACUCUGUAAAAAUAAGGCUCUGCAGCAGGCGAUACUGGAAGACAUGGUACGGUUGGGGAAGGAGAGCGGGCUACAUUCCUUCGAGCAGGUCAAAGCCAUUUACAUUCACUCCGAUAUGUUCUCAGUACAAAACGGUUUGCUGACACCAACAUUAAAGGCUAAGAGACCAGAACUAAGAGAUUACUUCAAAAAACAAAUAGAAGAGCUAUAUUCAAGCAUCUCCAUCUGA
Pterocles gutturalis (yellow-throated sandgrouse) is the source of this 1740-nucleotide messenger RNA. RefSeq names its product acyl-CoA synthetase long-chain family member 6 (gene ACSL6). Gene Ontology annotation, cellular component: endoplasmic reticulum; membrane. The transcript has 17 exons. NCBI's taxonomy places the organism in Eukaryota, Metazoa, Chordata, Aves, Pterocliformes, Pteroclidae. The coding region runs from base 157 to 1740 and encodes 527 amino acids. Gene Ontology annotation, molecular function: arachidonate-CoA ligase activity. Gene Ontology annotation, biological process: long-chain fatty-acyl-CoA biosynthetic process; very long-chain fatty acid metabolic process; long-chain fatty acid metabolic process. The record is from RefSeq and is a predicted model, not a curated record.